This is a messenger RNA of Lathyrus sativus (Indian pea), 324 nucleotides long. Lineage: Eukaryota; Viridiplantae; Streptophyta; Magnoliopsida; Fabales; Fabaceae. The record is from the annotation of a GenBank genome assembly.
AUGUUGCUUCGCUGUUUGCCGUGGACGGCGGUUUCCGCUGCUGCACCAAUUCCACUGCAUUCUUCCAUUAAAGUUUUCAAUUCCAUUCCAAAGCAACUCGCCUUCUCCCUUUUAUCCUUCUGCUCCACCUCCGACCUCCAUCUCACUCACCAUCCAGACAAACAUGAACACGAACAGGAUAAUCGUCGCCUGCAACAUCUAAAACCCGACCUUUAUCUCGUCGGAACACCGAUCCGAAAGAGCAGGUCAAACCCACUUUCUAGAGACCACAGGGCAGUUGGACUAGGGCGAAGACCACGUCCUGGUCUUCAAUACGCCACGUAA